UGGUCGGGACCGUCAGAACUAAUCAAAGCAGAUUUGAGAAAUGGCCAAAGAACUUAGACAAACAGAUGUAGUUACUCUGUGUGGCCCAAGAAAUUCUUGCCAAGAAGAAUGCGAUUUCAGGUUAUCGUAGGGAGUUCGCUGUGAAUCAGCUGUGGACGGAGAAAGGGUUUGAGAUUUAAGAAAUUGUUAACAUUGUAAAUUAAUACACUAUAACAUGGCGUGGGUUAUUAAGGGAACCAGUCUUGGGAAACUAUUAAAUGUCUCGUUGAAUCAAUCUGGUGUCUUAAAUAACUCGUUAAGGGGUGCAUGUAUACCCCAGAUAUUUGCAAUUCAGACAGCGAAUAUUAGUGGAAAAGCUUUACGGGAUAAAGCUAGGAAACGGCCCCCACCCUAUCCAUACAAAACAAAGACGUAUGGAUUUUGGAAUGCUCUGUUUGAUAAAACUACUUGGCGAUUUGAUGAUAAUUCUAAAAUUAUUGUUGUUGAAGGACCAAUUGGUGUAGGAAAAACCACAUUUGCCAAAGCUUUGGCAGAUGAUUUAGAAAUGUUACAUCUUCCAGAAUGUAACAUGGAUAUGAAAUAUAUUAAUGACUAUGGUUUUGAUAUAAGACAGUUAGAUCCUCAACUCCCUGAAUCAUGUCAAAGUUUUGAUAUCAAAAAAUUCUAUGAAAAUCCAAAUCAUCAAAAUGUGGCUUCAUUUCAAAUUGAAAUGUAUCGAUUAAGAUAUGAACAGUAUUUGGAUGCCCUUUCUCAUCUUCUUAGUACAGGACAAGGAGUUGUUAUGGAGAGAUGUGCUUUCAGUGACUUUGUUUUUCUUGAAGCAAUGCACAAGGCUGGCUACAUUAGUAGAGGAGCUCGAAGUGUUUAUUAUGAUAUUUCCAAGAAUACAAUAUCAGAGUUACUGAGGCCUCAUUUGGUUAUUUACCUUGACAUACCAGUUAAAAAAGUACAAGAAAGAAUUAAGAAACGAAACAUACCAUACGAAGUUAAUUCAAAAGUUUUGACACCUAAGUAUUUGAGUGAUGUAGAAGAAUUCUACAAAUUGCGAUUCCUCAAGGAAAUAAGUCAACAUUCAGAACUUUUGGUUUAUGACUGGUCUGACUUUGGAGAUGUAGAAGUUGUCAUUGAAGAUAUUGAAAGAAUUGAUUUUGAUCAAUAUGACAAAUACGAAUUAAAGCUGAGAGAUUGGAGAUUGCCUGAUGAAUGGGCGUGGUGUGAACUUCGUCAAAAGUAUACAAAAGGACGACAUUUCUUGAUUAAUAACUUCCUUGUUCCCCGACUGGAUGUCCCAGAACUGCUCAUCCCUGCGAGUGAUAUUGUGCAACGAGAUCUGGUUUAUAGCCAGACUCCUAGUAUGAAGUAUUCUCGAGGCUUUAAUGCAGAUGCAGGUGAUACUGGCCUCCUUUUUAAGGAUAAGGAGCCACCAAAGGAACAGUUACACUCGUAAUACACCUACUACAUUUGCUAGUGACAGAGCAUGGGAACAUGAAGUGUUGUAUACUUGUAGAAAUAUUAAUAAUUAUUUGAUAUUUUGUAAUUACGUUUGAAAUUUAGAGAGUUUUCCAAGAAGUAAAUGAUUGGAAUAUCUGAAUAUUGUUACAUCUUUUACAUCUUAAAAAGUUUACUACUGGCUUUGACAGUGGUAAUUGAUUUUGUUAAAUUCCCACUUGUAAAAACUGAAAUGCCAAUAAAUGUGUAAUUUAUUUUUCCUGAGAGGACUUGCAAUUUUGUUCAUUUGUAGAUUAUAAGAACAUUACCAUUUAGAGUUUCAAUAAAAGUAAUUUACUUAUCAGAU
Messenger RNA from Gryllus bimaculatus (two-spotted cricket), 1795 nucleotides. The record is from the annotation of a GenBank genome assembly. NCBI's taxonomy places the organism in Eukaryota, Metazoa, Arthropoda, Insecta, Orthoptera, Gryllidae.